GAUUGACUGGAAACAUGUCGGUGUGGUGGUGGGAGCGACCCGGGAUGCAGCUGCUGGCAAGGGAGACGGGGAGUACCUGUACCCAAUCCACACAGCAUCACCUUUAACAUUAUUAUAUGACGAUGCUUUAAUUUAAUGGAUCCGUUUAUGUUAUUAUGAUGCGUUGGUUUUUUAUUUGAAAUGAAUAAACAACGCUCAAUGGAUUUAUUACCUGAGGCUUGAUCGGUUGUGUUGUGAUGUUUGUUUCUGUUGUGGAGGUAGCCUACGCUAUCUGCGGAUUGUGUUUGAUGAUAUAGCCCUCAGCAUCAGUACCAGGUUCAAUCAGAAACACCUUGAUGAACCACCACCAGGAAAUACAAGGACUGUUGCAAUGGAGUCGCCUUUCACAUAGAUCACAUCUCAUCUGUAAACCAAUGUACAUAAUAUAAUAUACCACCACGUUUGCUCGCGUUUCGCAGGUCGCUUUAUUUCAUGGAGUUUUUUCCACCUUUAUUUUCUGAGUAUAUAUUUGUUUGAAGUACACAUAAAUAAACGACCACAGCUCGCAAGCAAUGGACGAGAAGAAUAUGACAAAAAACGACGAGCAGCGUCUGAGUUUGCAAAAAGCCUUGCAACAGUGCGAGUUGGUGCAAAAUAUGAUAGACAUAAGCAUUUCCAGCUUGGAGGGAUUGAGGACCAAAUGUGCCACAUCUAACGACUUGACACAGAAAGAAAUACGAACGCUGGAGGGAAAGCUGGUGAAGUACUUCAGUCGCCAGCUGUCCUGUAAGGUGAGAGUGGCCUUACAGGAGGACACCACCGAGCUCCAGGACUUCCCUCGUCUGGGACACUGGUUCCGCAUCGUCAACCUGAGGAAGGAGGUCACUGAGGAGAUGGGUCCAGGCGAGGUGACUCUAGAGGGGCUGUUGGAGAUGAGUGAUGAGGAGGUGUGUGAGGCCAUGGAGAAGUUUGGAGCCAACGACGAGGAGUGUGCCCGGCUCAAUGCCUCUCUGACCUGCCUAAGGAGGGCCCACAAGUCAGAACAACUUGAGGAUGAGACAUUGCCCAAUAACGGAGCAGGCAGCCAUGCCAAACAGGACUGGUCCAUCCAGUGGCCCACCUCCGAGUCCGGCAAGGAGAACACUCCCUUCCCCUCUCCAGAACCCAGCCAGUGGGUCCGCUUCCAGCUCUCCCAAAGCCCAAAGGUCCAGGCCAAGUACAAGCAGCAGCACCACAGCCAAUAUCACAGCCCCCAGGCCUUGCUACCCUAUCCAUACGGCCCCUAUGUCCAGCCAGACCGCCUCACUGUGGACAGCCACCUGGGGCUGGGGGCCUUUCCCCCCAUGGACACGGGCCACCGCUCCCUGCCCCCUUCGCCCCGCCAGAGGCACUUUGCCCACACCCCUCCCCGAACUCCUCUGGUGGUCAACAGCAUGACCCCCCCGGGCACGCCCCCCAUGAGGCGCAGGAACAAGGUGAAGGCUCCCGGGACGCCCCCACCCCCCAGCCGAAAGCUCAUCCACCUGCUGCCAGGCUUCACCGCGCUGCACCGAUCUAAGUCACACGAGUUCCAGCUGGGAAAUCGCAUAGGUCUGGAAGCAGCUGACAUUCAGACACCCAAAGUGAAGCAGAAGAAGUCCAAGCCUCAGCACCUGAAGAUCAACAGUAGUAUGGGGAGCUGUGAGAACCUGCCUACCCAGCGUUCACCCCUACACUCCUCCGACCAUCGCUCCCUCCGUUCCUUUUUCUUCCCCACCUUCAUGCCCUCCACUCCCCCAGUCUACUCCGAUGCAAACACUCUCUCAGUGCCUCGCUGGUCCCCACAGAUCCCCCAGAGAGACCUGGGAAACUCCAUAAAACACCGGUUUUCCACCAAGUAUUGGAUGUCUCAGACAUGCAUAGUAUGUGGGAAAGGAAUGUUGUUUGGACUCAAAUGUAAAAACUGCAAGCUGAAGUGCCAUAACAAAUGCACCAAAGAAGCCCCGCCUUGCCAUUUGCUGAUCAUCCAGCGAGGAGGGAGUAACCCCCUCAAAGAUCACCAAGGAAAUCAAGCUCGUUUGGUACGGACUGAAUCGGUACCAUGUGACAUCAACAACCCCCUCAGGUACACAGACCUGCACAUCAGUCAGACGCUGCCCAAAACCAGCAAAAUCAACAAGGAUCACAUACCUGUCCCGUACCAGCCAGACUCCAGUAGUAACCCCUCCUCCACCACCUCCUCCACUCCUUCCUCCCCCGUUCCCCCCCUCCCCUCCAGUGCCACCCCUCCCUCCCCCCUGCACCCCUCCCCACAGUCGGCACGGCUACAGAAACAGUUCAGUUUAACAGCCUCUUCUUACUUCAAAUACAAGCAGCAGUUCAUCUUCCCAGAUGUGGCCCUGGCCCCAGAGGCCCCCAGCAGGGCACCCCAGGUCAUCCUGCACCCUGUCCUGUCUGAGCCGGGAGUCGAGAGGAACCCUUUAAACCCUUUACUACAGAUUGAAGUGGAACCUACAUCAGACAACGAUGAGGUGGAGGAUUCUGAGGAUGAAUUUGAGGAGAUGAACCUGUCUCUGCUGUCGGCCCGUAACUUCCCCCGCAAGGCCAGCCAGACAUCCAUCUACCUCCAGGAGUGGGACAUCCCCUUCAAACAGCUGGAGAUCGGAGAACUCAUCGGGAAAGGUCGCUUCGGGCUAGUGUUCCACGGGCGCUGGCAUGGUGAGGUGGCCAUCCGCCUCAUCGACAUCGAGCGGGACAACGAGGACCAGCUGAAGGCCUUCAAGCGGGAGGUGAUGGCCUACCGUAACACCCGACAUGAGAACGUAGUCCUCUUCAUGGGUGUCUGCAUGAGCCCCCCACACCUGGCCAUCAUCACCAGCUUGUGUAAGGGAAGGACCCUGUAUUCGGUGGUGAGGGAUGCCAAAGUCAUCCUGGAUGUCAACAAGACCAGACAGAUCGCCCAGGAGAUGGUUAAGGGAAUGGGCUAUCUUCACGCCAAGGGGAUCCUACACAAGGACAUGAAGUCCAAGAAUGUUUUCUAUGACAACGGCAAAGUGGUCAUCACCGACUUCGGACUCUUCACCAUAUCUGGGGUUCUGCAAGCCGGCAGCCGUAGAGAGGACAAGCUGAGGAUCCCCAGUGGAUGGUUGUGUCACCUGGCCCCUGAAAUAGUCUCUCAGCUCUCCCCGGAAACAGAGGAGGACAAGCUGCCUUUCUCCAAACAGUCAGACGUCUUUGCUUUCGGCACUAUCUGGUACGAGUUGCAUGCACGUGAGUGGCCUUAUAAGAACCAGCCAGCAGAAGUUAUCAUCUGGCAGGUGGGCAGCGGAAUGAAACCCAAUCUCACACAGAUCGGCAUGGGCAAAGAGAUAUCGGACAUCCUGCUUUUCUGCUGGGCGUUCGAGCAAGAAGAGAGGCCCAGUUUCUCCAAGCUGGUGGAUCUGCUGGAAAAGUUGCCAAAACGGAACCGCCGCCUUUCCCACCCAGGGCACUUCUGGAAGUCAGCUGAGUGCAGUUGACCGUGACCCUCUGAGCCUAGACUUCUCAACGUCCUCUGAACUCCUAUUUUGGGUUUAUUGUUUAAUCACAUGGAAGAUGUGUUUUAUUUCAUUACUCAAAUGACCUGUUCAGUUUGUUGGUUGGUUUCUUUAUUCUGGAAUGUAUUUUUCUCAAUGUCACUUGUUUUAAUUAGAGUUUUUUUUGUGUCAUGUCUCACUUCAUUGUGUACGGAAAAUGCAUCAGAAUGAACUAGUUUUUAGAAUGAAUGUAAUUAUGUAAUGAAUUGUGAAAUUUAAAUUUUUAAGUAAUUGUUUUGCCAUUUCCUGUCUGUCAACUGUUUUUGUCAUUUGUCAGUGUACCUCAUGGUCUCUUGUGUUUGUGUUCUCCACAUGUUAGUCUCAAAGCUUUAUUUUAAAGUCAUUAUUCACUAUUGAAUGUGAAGACUCCACUGGUAGGAAACUGUUCUGUGCUUUGAUUAUUGCCUGUGAACACUGUUGAGGAUGCGUAAAAAAAAAUGGCAUCCUAUUCCCUACACGGACCUGUCAAAAACGUCAAAGGUAGUGCACUAGAUGGGAAAUAGGGUGCGAGAUGUUUGAACAACAGCCUUUUUUCUCAGCUCUGGGUCAUUCAGUAGAAGACCUAGACUGACUGACUAGAAAUCUCUCACACUAAUGUGAAAACGCUGACACUUCAAAUGUAUCUCAUUACUUAGUAGAAAUGUGCUUCAACACCUUGGACAAAUGCUGUCACUGACAAGUAGGUGUAUAGUGGUUACUUUUAUGUUUUAACGCAGAAAAGGAAAACAAAAAACAAAAAGGAGAUGUAUAGCCAGCUCGCUAAGGUCACUACCUACGUACGUUAAUGAUGACACAAUCGAUUCACUUCAGGAAUUUGUCAGCCCUAUAAUUGAUAAGCACUUUCUGAACAGACACCAUAACAGACACCAUCUAGUAACAUGACUCUGUCCAUGACCUGGCCUUUUCUAUCAUAUAUUUCACAGCGAUAUUUGAAAUCUAAGCAAGCUAGAGUGCAGUCAGAUUGUGUCUCAGUAAGAACUGUGAAGCUACUGCCAUGGGCUCUGUACAGCCAUGGCUUAGAUGCAGACAAUCCAAUCCUGUAUAAAGCCCUUUCUACAACACUAUAUUAUACAGUCAAAUAUGUUGGAAAUGCAUACAAACAAAUUGCUGCUGUUUUUUUGGAGUACAUCUGUCUAUUUUGGAAUUACUGGAAAUCAGAUAUUGUACGUGGGUCAUUUAUAUUUGUACUGUUUACAACUUUUAAGUGCAUGAAAUGGACUACAAAGGAUCUAUUGUCGUUAUUACGAUACAAAGUUGACUCUUUCAGCUCUGCAGUAAGUAUAUGAUCCCUGGGGUAUUUUCUGAUGGAACGGUUGUCAGCGUAGGAUCACCAACCAAUACAACAGUUAGUGAGACGAUACAGCCUGCUUUGUAAAAAAAAGGAAAUGUUCAAAGCGAUGUUUAAGAGAAUGAUUGUAAUAUUAUAUUUGCACAGUAUAAUCGUGAAGAGAAAUAACUAAUUGUGCUGGAAAAAAAACAAAUCAACAGAAAAACCAAUCAACAUUUAGUGAAAAAUGUACAGUGGCUUGUGAAUGUAUUCACCCCCUUGGCAUUAUACCUGUUUUGUUGCCUUAUAACCUGGAAUUCAAAUGGAUUUCUGGGGGGUUUGUAUCAUUUGAUUUACACAACUUGCCUACCACUUUGAAGAUGCAAAAUAUUUUUUCUUAUGAAACAAACAAGAAAUUAGACAAAAAAAUUGUGAAAACUUGAGUGUGCAUAACUAUUCACAUCCCCCAAAUUCAAUACUUUGUAGAGCCACCUUUUGCAGCAAUUACAGCUGCAAGUCUCUUGGGGUAUGUCCCCAUAAGCUUGGCACAUCUAGCCACUGGGAUUUUUGCUCAUUCUUCAAGGCAAACCUGUUCCAGCUCAUUCAAGUUGGAUGGGUUCUAUUGGUGUACAGCAAUCUUUAAGUUAUAGCACAGAUUCUCAAUUGGAUUGAGGUCUGGGAAUGGCCUAGUCAAAGCCAAUACAUUUAAAUGUUUCCCCUUAAACCACUCAAGUGUUGCUUUAGCAGUAUGCUUAGGGUCAUUGUCCUGCUGGAAGGUGAACCUCCGUCCCAAUCUCAAAUCUCUGGAAGACUGAAACAGGUUUUCCUCAAGAAUUUUCCUGUAUUUAGCACAAUCCAUCAUUUCUUAUAUUCUGACCGGUUUCCCUGUCCCUGCCGAUGAAAAACCUCUCCAUUAUGCUGCCACCGCCAUGCUUCACUGUCGGGAUGAUGUUCUCGGGGUGAUGUGAGGUGUUGGGUUUGCACCAGACAUAGCGUUUUCCUUGAUGGACAAAAAGCUCAAUUUUAGUCUCAUCUGACCAGAGUAUCUUCUUCCAUAUGUUUGGAGAGUCUCCCACAUGCCUUUUGGCGAACAAAAAACGUGUUUGCUUAUUUCUUUCAUUAAGUAUUGGCUUUUUUCUGGACACUCUUUCGUAAAGCCCAGCUCUGUGGAGUGUACGGCUUAAAGUGAUCCUAUGGACAGAUACUCCAAUCUCCGCUGUGGAGCUUUGCAGCUCCUUCAGGGUUAUCUUUGGUCUCUUUGUUGCCUCUGAUUAAUGCCCUCCUUGCCUGGUCCGUGAGUUUUGUUGGGCAGCCCUCUCUUGGAAGGUUUGUUGUGGUGCCAUAUUCUUUCCAAUUUUUAAUAAUGGAUUUAAUGGGGCUCCGUGGUAUGUUCAAAGUCUCUGAUAUUUUUUUUAUAACUCAACCCUGAUCUAUAGUUCUCCACAACUUUGUCCCUGACCUGUUUGGAGAGCUCAUUGGUCUUCAUGGUGCCACUUGCUUGUUGGUGCCCCUUGCUUAGUGGUGUUGCAGACUCUGGGGCUUUUCAGAAC
Messenger RNA from Oncorhynchus masou masou (cherry salmon), 6350 nucleotides. Its product is annotated as kinase suppressor of Ras 2-like. Gene Ontology annotation, molecular function: protein kinase activity; ATP binding. The record is from RefSeq and is a predicted model, not a curated record. Gene Ontology annotation, biological process: Ras protein signal transduction; protein phosphorylation; calcium-mediated signaling. Gene Ontology annotation, cellular component: cytoplasm. The transcript has 23 exons. The coding region runs from base 552 to 3476 and encodes 974 amino acids. NCBI's taxonomy places the organism in Eukaryota, Metazoa, Chordata, Actinopteri, Salmoniformes, Salmonidae.